This is a messenger RNA of Pisolithus orientalis, 4464 nucleotides long. RefSeq lists its product as uncharacterized. Lineage: Eukaryota; Fungi; Basidiomycota; Agaricomycetes; Boletales; Pisolithaceae. Gene Ontology annotation, molecular function: protein binding. The record is from RefSeq and is a predicted model, not a curated record. Gene Ontology annotation, biological process: signal transduction; establishment or maintenance of actin cytoskeleton polarity. The coding region runs from base 197 to 4339 and encodes 1380 amino acids. Gene Ontology annotation, cellular component: microtubule cytoskeleton; cell tip. The transcript has 4 exons.
CAGCGUUGAACGUUGCUGGAUACCCCGCGUGUGGCCGUUCAGAUUGACUGGCACUGGGCAGUGCUGAAGUUUUUCUGGACUGUUCUGUUGGUCGGGACAUGUUUUUGGCGCUCUCUUGGACUGGUUUCUUUUCGUAACCUCCACUCAACCGACCGCAUCGGCCACACUUGCGACCGUCUCUUCCGAUUAACACAUAAUGCAAGCUCAGGACCAAAGCCCCCGUCGCGCUGUCAGACGUCAAGACACCUUUGACCUUCGCGACCAGAUCAUGGCGAACGACCACACCAGUUCCAACAUGCACGCUCAUGCUGACGCAACGCACGGCAUCGCGUAUGCUGGGGGAGCGUCCGACGAGGAGCACUCCGUCCUUGAAGACGAUUCGGACGGCGAGGACCGCGAGAUGGACUACAUGGACGAGGAGGACGAUGCUUCAUCAUCCCUUUCCAUCCCAAACGAGUCCAUCGACUUUGAUUUGGUGUAUUCCCUGCACACUUUCCAGGCCACUGUUGAGGGUCAGGCUAGCGUCGUCAAGGGCGACUCCCUCUUCCUAAUGGACGAUUCAAACAGCUACUGGUGGCUCGUCCGCGUGCUUAAGACACAGGAUGUGGGAUACAUACCUGCAGAGAACAUUGAGACACCGUUCGAGCGCCUGGCGCGCCUCAACAAACAUCGUAAUGUUGAUCUCGCACAACCUACCCCACAAGAAGUCCAGAAGGAUGUCGAGCGUGUGCGCAACAACCUUUCUUCGCGCGCGGGUUCUCACCAUUCACCCUCCCCCAUCCUCGGUGUUCCUGCAGCCAUGGCCUCAUGUCCUGGCACGAAGUCUGUUAUGUUCACACCAGCGUUGUCUGUGCACAGAUAUCCCCCUGCGGUCUGGAACGAGGAAGAAGAGGAGGAGGAAGAUAUAGAAUGGGACGAUGGUGCAUAUGAAGAAGAAGAUUCAGAGCUUGCCGAGGAAAUUAGUAUUCGCCAGAGGCAGAGCCAGAUACAAGACGACACCCAACAUAUGGAUUUAAUCCACAUGGAGCCAGAUGACGGCAUGGGUUGGGACGACAGUGUCGCGGACGAAAUACAAGCAGGCCGCGCUCAGAAAUUGAAAGAGCAGCAGUUGCUUAUGGUUCCCGAUGCUUCACUUUCGGGCACUGUGGAUAGGCAGCAACAACAGGCACAAGAGAUACUUAUGGCACAGCAACGUCAGCGGGAGCAGGAGCAGCAAUUCCUUGCACAACAAGCUCAAGCACUGCGGCAUCAGUCGUCGAAAGAUCGCUUGGCCGCCGAUGCCGCCCGCAACUUGUCUCCGUCUUCACCUAGCAAAGCCGUCGAUCCUGCAGAAGCUACUGGGACGAGGAAGCUUUCUGCGACACCCUCCAUUGCGCGCGAGGAGCAACCGAGGCAGGGUCCCUUGUUCCCAAGUGCUAUCAUGCAACAACAAGAGGAGGAACGCAAACGCACACGAGAAGAACUCGAGGCAUUAGAAGAAGCCUCCAAGAAGAAGCACAAAGGAAAGGACAAGGGUGGUGCAAGUCCUGUCCCCGCAUCCGCAUCCAACCAACCUGUGAAGCCCUCAUCUGGGGGUAAACUGCGGAAAGAGCACCGUGAUGCCACCGACGACGAAGGUAAGGAGAAGAAGAAGAAGGGUGGUGUAUUCAGCUUGUUUGGGCGAAAGAAGGGCAAGGAUAAGGACAAGGUAUCCAUUGAGAGCACUUCUUCGGACACCCUCCGCGGAUCGCAAGAGUCCGGCCGUUCCUCAGGCCUGCAGCCUGGCGUGACUGUGGAUCAGGCAGCUGCAACUGUAGUGAUGCAGCAGCCUCAGCCAUCCCUCCGCACUUCUUCUGAUACCAAGACCCUACCGCGACAGCAGCAACGCCCAACACCACAAGCGGCCCCUCAUCAGCUGCAAGCACAAGUCUCCCAACACGCAUCUCAAUUACGCCAGCGCGACCAACAACAGCAGGCACUGUACCAACAAUACCUCAAUCGUUCACCAUCUUCACCUCCAGAAGCUCCAUCCUAUGGUUUGCAGUCCGCACCUGUUGUACUGGGCAACUCAAAUGUAUACAACGGUCCCGCUACUUCGGCUACUGGCUUGGGCCUCGGCCUUCCGUCGUCUCGGCCGCGUCCUGGAUCUUUGGUCCUCACUGCUACGGCAGAUGGUCAAGGAGUCGGCGUUCCCGAGCUCAGUGUCAUGCGGCUUUUCGCAGGUAAAAAUGUCCAAACGGAGGCAACUUUCAAAACCGUUCUGCUCAACGCCUCCACUACGACUGCCGAGCUGGUGCGACAGGCGAUCCAGCGCUUCCGAUUGCACGUGGGCGAGAGCGAAGCAGACUACUAUCUCACUAUUAAACAGGUUGAAGGCUCCUCUGCAGUGUUGUUACCAGAUGAAAAACCCCUCCGUGUCUUUGAGUCUCUUGUCGAAGCAGCUAAUAUGGAGUUGCCGAAAGUAAAACGGAGCAGCGUCGGCAGUAUUAGUUCCGUGUCGUCCAACCUCUCGAUGCAUCCCGCCAUCCGCAAGUUAUCCAUGAACGACUUCACUGAUGACUCAGCUGUGAAGUUAUACCUCAAUAAGCGCCGUAACGGGGAAGAGGGUUCGCUACUCGAGGAAGGCGACGAGACGAUGAUUGCUGAAUCAACCCGUGACUCAGCAGAGCUGAUGACGUCUUCCGGCGUCAAUGUCACCCCGGACCGAUUUAGCUCGCCAAAUUAUCGUUUCGCUCUGCAACUGGUCAUUUACCCUGAAGAUCUUCCGGAUGAUAUGGUUUUCGACCCGCUAACGGAAGCCAUCGUGUUCAAGAACACACUUCUUGAACGGACGUCUACUACAUCCAUUACUUCCGGCGUAUCGCUGAGCUACCGACGGAAAGUCUUCACGUUCCCUAAGAACGUGACCGUUGCGGAAGUUAUCGAGCUCGGGUUAGAGCGUUUCGGUAUCGUUGAUGGUGUGGUAGAUGGAGGGGACGAAGUGGAGGACAAGUUGACCAAUAGACGUAGUUCUACGAAAGUUCGCUACUGGUUGACUGCAUCUGUGCGAGGUCAAGAGCGCGAACUUUCACCGUCAAGCAGAGUGGUGGACGCGUACACUCGACCCCCAGUGUUCAAGCGUGUACUGGAAGGAAAGCGAAGGUCUAUGGAUUCCGCGCAACUACUAGGAAGUAUCGAGGAUGUCAGCCCUGAAGAUCCCGUUUUUAUCCUUCGUCGCGCCAUCUCUUACCGCACAUCGACUUCGCGAAACCGCCUGUCCGCUCCCCUCGACGAGAUCGCACUCCAGCAUCUACGCGAUUCUAUUUCCGGAUCAAGCGUUAGCUCCGACCCCGGCAACGCAUCGUCGGAGGAUGUCAAGCCCAAGCAGCUUUCUCGUCAGGAGAUUAUUGCUGCACAAAGGGCUGCGUCACGGGAGAAGCAACGCGCUAUAUUGUCAACCCAGGCGAAUGCUCUCCGUGGAGUUGACGUGCUUCUUCCUGGAAAUGCGAUGAUUCGUAGUUCGCGGUACGACUCCAAUGAGAAGAUGCGGUAUUCGUACGUUCAAGACGGCGAGUCAUAUGACAUCAGCGACAUCGUCGAGGAGGAACUGCGCGAGACAAGCGGCGCGCACAAGAAUGACCUUUUAGAAGGCGCGUUCGAUCGCACCAAAAAUGGAAUGCACGAAAAGAUCGAUCGAGUGUUGACUAAAAUUAAGGAUGGGCGGCUCCAGUCACAAAUCUCAACUUCGCAGUCGACUUCCAGCCAGACUGACAGUUUGGACUCUGCACGGUCCGCUUCAUCGGCGUCUGAAUAUUCCGUUGAUGAUGGGCCAACGCUUCGUAGUGAUGGUCGUACACCAACCCCGCUCGCUGGAGGGAGGAGGACGACCUCCCCGAUUGCUGAUCUUGGUUCGCGUGACCCGACCCCUACAGUAGAUGGCCGUUACGGCCGCGCACGCUCGGGUAGUCCUCAUGUAUCCACUACGGUCUCUUCUCAGGCACAUGCCAUUCGCCAACCGUCCAUCGCAUCUGUGAUGUCUGACCUAUCGGCAUCGGCAUACGCAACUCCCACUGCGCAGCUGCUCAGUCCCACGGGGAGCCCACAAAAUGCUGCCAUGCCCAAACUUCCAGUCAAACGACCGUAUAUUCCAAAAGACGACUUUGGCGUGUCGCAGAUGAUGGCUAUUAUCGAGAUUGCGAGCAGGACCCACCGUCCUAUCGAACCCCCUCUGCACCCGGUGGAUGAAUUCCUCUUCGGGAAAUCAGUUGAAGUCCAGUCUCUGCAUCCCGACAUUAGAGAAAUUUAUUCGGGAGCGUUCCAACAGUUGGACGAAAUGGACAAGACUCUAGACGAAUAUCUUCAACAUGCACUGACCGUUUGAAACACAUUGCAUUUUCUAUCUCUAAAUCUGGUUUUUCAAGUCUUGGUACUCACAUAUUAUCUAGUAUUUGCUUUUCUGUACGUCCGUCCUUAUGCUUGAACAAAAUACAUAAAUUAUACGACUGC